Salvia miltiorrhiza (redroot sage) is the source of this 909-nucleotide messenger RNA. RefSeq lists its product as uncharacterized. NCBI's taxonomy places the organism in Eukaryota, Viridiplantae, Streptophyta, Magnoliopsida, Lamiales, Lamiaceae. The coding region runs from base 205 to 909 and encodes 234 amino acids. The record is from RefSeq and is a predicted model, not a curated record. The transcript is spliced from 4 exons.
UUAUAUUCAUACACGACGUAAUAUUUCGCGUGUCGUCUUUAAUUUAAUAGACAACGUGGGUUAUGCAUGUCGUGUCUUUUAAUUCAAAAUCAGAGAGAAUUCCCCAUCUCUCUUUUCUCAUUCCUCGGCUGAAACCCCCAAACACAUGUCUCUCUCUCUCUCUCCUUCUCGAAGGUACGUUGAGAACUCCUCAUCUCUCUCGAUAUGUUUCCGGCGAGGAAUCCGGCGCCGCCGCCGUCGACCAUCUCGCUGAGCCUCCGUUUCCAUCCUCUCUCAAUCUGUUCCUCUUCCUCAAAUCCUCUGGAGAAGGCGAAAAUGAAAAGCCCCAAUUUUUCUCCUUCAUCUAAAUCGUGCCCUAGCUCUUCCUCUGCCCAAAUUUUCGCCGCCCUGCUGCAACUUCCGAAGGCAUCGCCGCCCUCCGCGGCUCUGAAACUUCGGCAAAGUCGACGCCGUGCACCCGAGCGUCUUUCUCUCUCAAUUCCCGUUCACAAUAGAGCUCGUUUGCUGGCGAAUGGAGCUCGCCCUUCUCUCUUUCCCUGUGGAUCUCCGCCGCGAAUAGCUCCGGCUAAAGGAAAGAUUUGUUUUCGAAUUGUCGUGAGUUCACACAUCGUGUCAAGUCAGUUUCCAUGGCCAAGUUUACUUUUGAAGAAGUGGAUGCUCUUCAGAAAGGAGUCUUUGAAUGGUCAUGGCAGGGUAACAACUUCAGGUGAGAGUGAACCACCAUCUUCCAGCUUAUCGUCACACUUCGAUAUAACACUCAAUGACUUCCCCAUGGGUUCACCAGUGGCUGGCGUGGACUCAGUUGCAACUGAUCACAAGCCUAGCAAUCCAUUUGAUCUGCCCUAUGAUUCAGACAUGGAAUCUACAAAUAUGGUUCGUACACUUUGUGCUUGCUGCAUAGCUUAUUAG